Messenger RNA from Cynara cardunculus var. scolymus (artichoke), 1745 nucleotides. RefSeq names its product probable E3 ubiquitin-protein ligase LOG2. NCBI's taxonomy places the organism in Eukaryota, Viridiplantae, Streptophyta, Magnoliopsida, Asterales, Asteraceae. The coding region runs from base 364 to 1470 and encodes 368 amino acids. The transcript is spliced from 3 exons. Gene Ontology annotation, biological process: protein ubiquitination. Gene Ontology annotation, molecular function: ubiquitin protein ligase activity. The record is from RefSeq and is a predicted model, not a curated record.
CCGUUUCAGAGUGGAGCUUCUUUGCGUGAACACCCAUCACCAGCCUUAUCAUUCAUAUCCCUCCCACACACAUUCACCCAAAAACACUCACCAACUCUCUGUUCUUGGAAAAAGGGUGCCCCAUCUAUCAUGAUUUCUCUCUCCAUCUCAUCUUCAUAUGGGGUUUCUUCAUCUUCUAGAUUUUCUUGUGAUUAACAGCUUUUCUUUGUUGAAAAACAGAGACCAGAUAUAAUCUGGUGGGUUACUUACAACUGUCUUUGCCAUCUGAUCAUUCAUCCCGUCGUUUAUUGGGCGUUCUUGGUUUCUUUUUGGUUCCCGAACCUUCAAUUUUGUCGUGAUCAAGAUUUUAAUUUUGAUCUGAUAAUGGGUAAUGUUGGAAGUAACAGUUCCAACGGCCGGCGGAGACACGGCGGUGGUGGCAGCAGGCGGGGAAACAAUCACAACCACCCUACACCGCCACCGCCUCAACAGCCACAGCCGGAGAUCAACGCUAAUCGAUACGUAUUCGCUGCGGCCACUCCUUACCCUGCCCAAUACCCUAACCCUAACCCUAACGCUCCUCCGCCUCCUUAUUACCAAUACCCAACUGGAGCAUACUACCCACCACCGCCCCCUCCUGCGGCACCGUUGCCUGCCCCAUAUGAUCACCACCAUCGCGUGCCUAUGGACCCUGCCUCUCAGGCCUGGGUCGGUGGGAGGUAUCCUUGUGGGCCUGUGAUGCACCCUCCCACACCUUAUGUUGAUCAUCAAAAAGCUGUGACUAUCAGGAAUGAUGUUAAUCUCAAGAAAGAAACUUUGAAGAUCGAGGCUGAUGAAGAAAACCCUGGAAAAUUUCUUGUCACGUUCACUUAUGAUGCCACUGUUGCUGGCAGCAUUACUGUAUAUUUCUUUGCAAAAGAAGGGGAAGACUGUAACCUGAGCCCAACAAAAGAAGAGCUGCUUCCACCAAUUAGAGUGGAGUUCCAACAAGGGUUGGGCCAGAAAUUCAGACAAGCAUCAGGAACUGGUAUAGAUCUGUCAAUGUUUGAGGAGGCAGAAUUAGUGAGAGUUGGUGAAAUGGGCAUACAUCCUCUAGCAAUUAAGGCAGAAGCAACUCCAUGUGUAUCGGAAGAUGGGAGUACGACCAAUUCCCAAAUAACCCAGGCAGUCUUUGAGAAGGAAAAGGGUGAAUAUCAGGUGAAGGUGGCAAAACAGAUCCUGUGGGUGAAUGGGAUGAGGUAUGAGUUGCAGGAGAUAUAUGGGAUUGGUAAUUCAGUUGAUGGUGCUGAUUUUGAUGGGAAUGAUCCUGGUAAAGAAUGUGUCAUUUGUUUAUCAGAACCUCGAGACACUACAGUCCUUCCUUGCCGUCACAUGUGCAUGUGCAGCGGAUGUGCUAAAGUGUUGAGAUUCCAGACAAACAGGUGUCCGAUAUGCAGGCAGCCGGUGGAGAGGCUUUUGGAGAUCAAGGUCAGCAAUGGAGGUGAAGAAUGAUAUUUGUUAGUAUGAUGAUGAUGUUGUAAUGUUGUUUUCCUUUUUGUAUGAUGAUGUCAGUUUGAGUAGUGAUUGUGGUUCAAGUUUUGUAUCACACAUUCCUCCUAUUUAACAAACUACAACCCCACAGAUUUCUCCAACUUAUAUUUUUCUUUUCGGUUUUGUUUUUGUCAUGAUGCAUCUUGAUAAUAAUAAGAAUUGAUCGAUCGGUCAACGUCCCUCGUAUAUGUAUUUUUAUGUAGUUUGUCUGGUAUAAAUUCAGCUUAUGUUAUAUC